UUAAAUUCUCUAAAUGCAUUUUAAAAAUAAAGACUAAUUGCUUUAAUACUAUUGCAGAACCCACACAGAUCUACAGAUACCUAAGAUCAAGAAAUGUUCUAAGUCCGAUUUUUCUACAACGCACACUAUACUACAUGCGUGGGAGGAUGAGCCGCAGCCACAAGAACAGAAUGUCAUUUAAACUAGACUGUCUGCUGGAUAAGGUGACGCAGAAGAGUGAGCGGCAAAAUGAGCGGCCAGCUAGCUACCUCAAUAUAGCCUUCACUGGUUUCCAUGAUGAUAAAUUGGAAGGUGUGUGUGGGGACGUUGCUCGAGUGGAAACUUUUAUUGUCAAGAUGUGUCAUAAGAAGCGGAAAGAAUCAUCAGCGCCAUUAAUGCAAGUAUCUGUAGGGACACAGGAUGUGAACAUCAAUCCAUCAGAAGGGGAAGGUGGUGGUGGUUGUGGGCGAAAUGCCUGCCUUAGCAUACCUACACACAAUUUUACCUCAAGUAAUGGCCAUCAAGUCAAGUCUUAUGUCUUAGUAUUCCGUGUUUCUUUAGUGCACGAUCAAGAAAAUGCAGGGGAACCUGUUGUCAAGCGCCGUCGUGUUGGUCGAAGUGCUUCACAAGAUUCCCAAGAUUCUAAUAUACCAUUAAUUAGCACUAAUGCAAUCAAUGGGGAUAGUCAUGGUGGUGUAGGAUCAACGUAUGCUGGUGAAUUGGUGAUGUUUGACCGUCAUGGGCGUUGUUUAUUAACUCCAGGACAAUACGAAUUAAUGUUGGAGCUUCAAGCAGGGGAGACAACACAGCUUUGUAAAUCAAGCCCAAAGAAGAAUGCGAGCUGGGAGAGCAUUGAUACCCUCAAAUUUGAUGGUAUAUUUAAUAAUAUUCCUGUUCUUAAGUUUACAUUAAACUGGAACAGUGAAAACUCAACCUCUGUCAUAGAGCGACCAAGACUACGACCUCUAAAACCCCUAGAUGUUGUCUUGGCUAAUAGUGCAUCUACAAAACCAAAGCCUCAGGGUGUGGCUAGUCCUGAGGCUCCCCAACUUGUGCUCUACCAAUUUGUGUAUAAUAACAACAGCAGACAACAGACUGAAGCCAGGCGGGACUUCCACUGUCCUUGGUGCUCCCUCAACUGUAUGGCUCUCUACUCACUUCUAAAACACCUCAAGCUCUGUCAUGCUCGCUUUACCUUCACAUAUGUUCCACAUCCUAAAGGAGCACGAAUUGAUGUUGCACUCAAUGAGUGUUAUGAUGGCUCUUAUGCAGGAAAUCCACAAGACUUGGUAGCUAUGCCAGCUGGAUUUGCCUUUUCCCGCAGUGGACCCACGCGGCGAACACCAACCACUUCAGUAUUAGUCUGCAGACCAAAAAGACCGAAACCUUCAUUAUCAGAAUUUCUAGAACAAGAUGAUGAUUUUGAUUUACCACGGUCAUAUAUAUUAGGCCAUAAUAGAUUGUAUCACCACACAAUGACAUGCCUGCCAAUACAACCCCAUGAACUUGAUGAAGACAGCGAAGGGGAGCAUGAUUCUGAAUGGGUCCGCCAGAAAACACAGAUGAUGAUUGAUGAAUUUUCUGAUGUGAAUGAAGGUGAAAAGGAGCUAAUGAAAAUGUGGAAUCUUCAUGUUAUGAAAUAUAACUUUGUAGGUGACAGCCAGAUCCCAUUAGCGUGCUCAAUGUUCUUGGAGAGUCACGGUACUGAACUCUUGCGUAAAAGUUUGUAUCGGAACUUUGUCUUGCAUAUGGUCUCCUUGCAUGACUUUGGCCUCAUCGGGACUGGUGUUGUAUACAAGUGUAUCCUUCAUUUACAAAAUAAAAUGCAAGAUCCAAGUGUUCAGAAGCAGUUAGCAGCAAGUUGGGAGGAGCAGCGUAGAUCAUCAAAGAAGCUUUUUUCAUCCUAUAAUGGUUCCUCAAGCUCAUUCGUCUCACCAGUGAAGCAGGAGUCAACAUGCUCCUCAGCAACCAGCAAUGGGUUGACCGAGGAGAGCAAAAGUUCUCCCACCAAAAGCAAGUAAUGUAGUGAAUAAGAAGUGUUGUGUACAGUGAUGUGGAAAUCUCUACGACUCAGGGUCAUUCUGCUGCGCAAGGGCUGCACCUAAGUACAAAAGUGUGUAGAUGGUGCCACUGAAGCACUGCAGGGGCCUACCAUACCACUGCCAGUACAACAUAGUGGCCCACGAGUUGCUGCCCAUUUUUAAUUAUAUAGUUUUACCAAUUUUGAUAAGUAAUGAUUGGUUUUAUCAAAUUUCUAGGUAGAAACAGUGCACGAGAUUGUGAGGCAAUUAUAUGGAAGAAUCUUUAAAUUUGUGGCACAGGUUUAGAGCCAUAUUGUUGAAGAUGAGCUUGGGUUUCAAACUUGGGGGCCACCAAUGUGACUACCAUAUGAUGGCUUGUGAUCAUCACAGUUACUCAUUUUCAUGAAUUAUGUGGUUGUAAUAAUGGUUUCUAAGAUCUGGUUUAAGUGUUGAAAUCCCAUAUGCUAUUAUAAAUUUUAAUACAAGUUUCAGCAAAUAUGGGCAAUUGCCAAGGUUACCCAUAUAUUAAUUGUAAGUGUUUAAAUAUCAAAAUAUCUUGAUAAUUUUUAGUUAUUGCCCAUACAGAAUUACUGAGAAUAUUAAAUUUUUAUUAAUAAUUUAUUAUUUUUAUACUAUUAUUUUUUGUCAACACUUAAGAGAAUACUAUUGGUUCUAUGCUUUAGAUUUAUUUUAUGUGAAUAUAUAUAUAUAUAAUUUUUUUAAGCAAGUUUAGAAUCACAUAGGCAUACCCAGAUUAUCAGACAUGGUUGGGUAAUUAACAUCUGUACUGUCUAGCUUAAUACACAUUGGACCAAACCCUUGGCAUCUUAAGGCCACAGAAGUAACCUAAAUAUGGACAUUGCAUAUAUUUUGUUACAGGAAUUUCUUAUCCAGUGUUUUUGAGAUCUUUAGGGUAAAGUGUCCUUUGAAGUCAGAUAUUAUGCAUUUUAUGCAUAAAUAUAAAUUAUCGAUAUUAUUUAUAUAACCCAUGUAGGUGGUUUAUAACUUAAUUCGCUGUUUAGGGCUUAUUCUGGAGAUGCUUUCAACCCAGUCAAAAUGUUAAAAAAUCUGUUUGUGCUCAAAGCUGUGUGUGCAUGGAUUUGCAAGUUAAAAUAGUGUGAAUAUCAUUGAUAUAAAUGUGGUAUGAAUUUUCAACACCAGUGUAUUUAUAUUGCGAGAGUAUCGGUGCAUCUUCUGAAUAUGUCCUUCCUCUUCCUCCCUUCCAGCAAAUGAAUUACCACAUGGUAUCAGUCAUAACAUGACUUCCAGUAUCAUGGUCAGCAGUCUUGAUUGCAGUUUUGUGUGUGUAUGUUAUUUCAUGACUUUUUUUUUCCAGUCAGUAUGUAUAAUAAAGAUCAAAAUUACAUUUACCAGUCAAUAUGGAUAGUGAAGAUUAAAUGCUGACAUCUGUGAUGUCACCUUUCAUAUGGUUAAAAAAUAAUGGUUGAUUUUUCCCUAGAGAUUUACUUUUUGGUUGGGAUAUAUUUUAGUAUAAUUGAGCAAAUUACAGGUAAUUUUUAAUUUCAGUAGGGAUUUUUUUUUAAAGGAAACAUGUCUUACCUUCCAGUACUGGUGACUAUUUACAAUAAAAGGAUUUGAUAUUGAAUAAUUA
Molecule: messenger RNA, 3612 nt
Organism: Cherax quadricarinatus
Lineage: Eukaryota; Metazoa; Arthropoda; Malacostraca; Decapoda; Parastacidae
Gene: Su(z)12
Product: Polycomb protein Su(z)12
Cellular component (GO): ESC/E(Z) complex; RSC-type complex; nucleus
Molecular function (GO): chromatin DNA binding
Source: RefSeq, a predicted model, not a curated record